Messenger RNA from Rattus norvegicus (Norway rat), 2357 nucleotides. The record is from RefSeq and is a predicted model, not a curated record. NCBI's taxonomy places the organism in Eukaryota, Metazoa, Chordata, Mammalia, Rodentia, Muridae.
CCUAAUCCUCUGCCGCAGCUCUAGCUCAGUGCUGCUCCGCAGCCCCUGCCUGCUGCUACAUCCCGUGCCCUACUCGGUCUUCACUGCAGAGACCCAGCCCCACGGAGCCAACGCCUGUUCUGGGGAAGGCAGAACUGGACCGAAGUUCAACUCAUCCAGUCCUAGCAGGCCAGUACUUUCACCUCUGUCUUGGCUCCUCCCUUCUCUCCCUUCUUCUCCUUUUCUUUCCUCCCUAGUCCUUGCUACUUGAGUCCCAUCUCCAUCCCCACCACUACCCUGCUAGCCCUACAAAACAGCUUCCCCAGUCAGCAACUCCCCGGUCCCUGGUCCAGCCAUGAAACCUCGCUCCGGACUGGAGGAGGCCCAGCGGCGACAGGCCUCAGACAUCCGGGUGUUUGCCAGCAGCUGCACAAUGCAUGGUCUGGGCCACAUCUUUGGCCCUGGAGGCCUGACCCUGCGCCGAGGGCUGUGGGCCACAGCUGUGCUCCUGUCGCUGGCGGCCUUCCUCUACCAGGUGGCUGAGCGGGUUCGCUACUAUGGGGAGUUCCACCAUAAGACCACCCUGGAUGAGCGUGAGAGCCACCAGCUCACCUUCCCAGCUGUGACUCUGUGUAAUAUCAACCCACUGCGCCGCUCACGCCUCACACCCAAUGACUUGCACUGGGCUGGAACAGCGCUGCUGGGCCUGGACCCUGCUGAACAUGCUGCCUACCUUCGUGCACUGGGCCAGCCCCCCGCACCACCUGGCUUCAUGCCCAGUCCGACCUUUGACAUGGCACAACUCUACGCCAGAGCCGGCCACUCCCUUGAGGACAUGUUGUUGGAUUGCCGAUACCGUGGCCAGCCCUGUGGGCCUGAGAACUUCACAGUGAUCUUUACUCGAAUGGGGCAAUGCUACACCUUCAACUCUGGUGCCCACGGUGCAGAGCUGCUCACCACUCCAAAGGGUGGUGCUGGCAACGGACUGGAGAUUAUGCUAGAUGUACAGCAAGAGGAGUAUCUGCCCAUCUGGAAGGACAUGGAAGAGACCCCGUUUGAGGUGGGGAUCCGAGUGCAGAUUCACAGCCAGGAUGAGCCCCCUGCCAUUGACCAGCUGGGCUUCGGGGCAGCCCCAGGCCAUCAGACUUUUGUGUCCUGUCAGCAGCAGCAACUGAGUUUCCUGCCACCACCCUGGGGUGACUGCAAUACCGCAUCUUUGGAUCCCGACGACUUUGAUCCAGAGCCCUCUGAUCCCUUGGGUUCCCCCAGACCCAGACCCAGCCCUCCUUAUAGUUUAAUAGGUUGUCGCCUGGCCUGUGAGUCUCGCUAUGUGGCUCGGAAGUGUGGCUGUCGAAUGAUGCAUAUGCCUGGAAACUCCCCAGUGUGCAGCCCCCAGCAGUACAAGGACUGCGCCAGCCCAGCUCUGGACGCUAUGCUGCGAAAGGACACGUGUGUCUGCCCCAACCCGUGCGCUACUACACGCUAUGCCAAGGAGCUCUCCAUGGUGCGGAUUCCCAGCCGCGCGUCAGCUCGCUACCUGGCCCGGAAAUACAACCGCAGCGAGUCCUACAUUACGGAGAAUGUACUGGUUCUGGAUAUCUUCUUUGAGGCCCUCAACUAUGAAGCGGUGGAACAAAAGGCGGCCUAUGAAGUGUCGGAGCUGCUGGGAGACAUUGGGGGACAGAUGGGACUGUUUAUUGGAGCAAGCCUGCUUACCAUCCUUGAGAUCCUCGACUAUCUCUGUGAGGUGGGAAAGAACCCCAGACACCACGGGGAAGAAUCAGGUCACCAGUGUCUAAAAGGGUGGACUGGCUACCUUACUCCUGCCACUUGUCCCCAGGUUUUCCAAGACAGAGUCCUGGGGUAUUUCUGGAACAGAAGGAGCGCUCAAAAGCGCUCUGGCAACACUCUGGUAACACUCUCUUUGCCUUCCCCCACCCCUAACAUUGUAGGCCUCACCCCAAACAUUUGGUCCAGGAGCUAUAAGUGCAGCAAUCUUGGCUGCUCUCCACCUGACUUUCCCUCUUCCCACAGCUCCAGGAAGAGUUGAAUGGCCAUCGAACACAUGUUCCCCACCUCAGCCUAGGGCCCAGGUAAUAUGGAAUAUUCCAUAUAAGGGGGACAGGACAGGUUGAAAGGAGGAAGUUCAAGUUCAGGACAGAAUAGGUGGAGGGGUCCUGCCCCAGUGCUAUCUGUGGCUUGUCCCAUCAGGCCUCCUACCACUCCCUGUGCUGUCACCAAGACACUCUCUGCCUCCCACCGUACCUGUUACCUCGUCACAAGGCUCUAGACCAGCUUGGCUGCACUGUGACAUCUUGGACAUGUCCAGCCUGUAUAUCUUUGCUGUCUCCACCCUAAUAAAGCUCUCGUACAUGUGC